GAGAGGGGGGCGGUAGAGAGACCUCCGGUAGUGACGGAGGCUCUCCGUUACCGGGAAGUGUCGGAUGGAGCUUUCGGUUUCGGGGUCCGUCGUUCAAAGAGAGCCGAGCCUCCGUUUAUCAAUCAGCUGAUCGAUCACUGAUGCCUCCGCGCGCCGCCUCCCGGGAGGAUGAGUCGGUAGGAGGCUAACGGCGAGCUAACGUUACCGGCCCGGUCUCUCAUGUCUUUUCGUGUUUUCACGUCGUUAGCAGCGUUCAGCGGAGCCCUUACCGAACCGGUCCGGACCUCCAGCGGCUGUCGGUCGGUGCCCGGUUACCGGGAGGAUGCAGCAGCUAGCCGCCGUUAGCUCCGCUGUUUAUUUAUAUAGCCGUUAUGUAAGAGCCCGAUUAGCAGCGCGAGCUAACGUUAGCCUGCCGUGAUGAAUGACGCGCAACAAGAAAUGUCUCCGGACUUCGUCCUGAUGCGGCUCGUGUCCGCGGCGGAGUACGACCGGCUGGACGAGCCCGACGACCUGAGGUCCGGGAGCGGCGGGUUCGGGCCCGUGAAAUCGGUGCUGGGUCACCGGAGCGGCGGGUUCGAUGUGGACCCCGGCAGCCCCGCAGGAGGCCUCGGCUCGGCCUCCCCGCACUACAGCUCCCCGCUCCCCGGGAAAGGAGAGCUGGACGGCGGGCUGCUGCUGACGCAGGCCCCGCCGGGCUCCGAGGCGCCGCUGUCCCCGCCGCCGCCGGAGGACUUUGCCGUAGCGGCCCAGCGCUUUGUGGACUACCCGGGGCCGCACGGCUCGGGCGGGCACGGUUCGAGGGCGCAGCUGAUGGUGUUUCAGAACCUGCUCCGAUCCGGAGACCGGAUCCUGGAGUGCGGACUGGAGCAGCCGCCCGGCUUCCUCCAGGAGGAAGCGGAGAGACAGAGACAGCAGCUGGACUCUGGACCAGGUACCGGUCCCGGUAGCACAACAGCCGGCCCUGGGGGCGGGAAGGACCAGAACUCUAACUGCAUCCCCUCUGCAGAGGAGAACCUGCAGCCGCAGCAGUCGCAGCUCCUCCAGUGGCACCCGGUCCUCACGCUGUCCAGGGGGUCUGACGGAUCCCAAACUCCCCAGCAGGGUGUCCCGGUUCUGGACUCUGAGUCCGGGUCAGUCCUGUGCCACCGACAUCGCCUUCUGACAGACCGACUGGCUAAAUGGCCCCCGGGCCUGCUGGACCAAGCCCUGCGUCUGGGCCUGCUGGAACCCAGGAAGAACUGCUCCGCCGGAGGGGAGGACCCGGUUCUGGCUCUGGCCCGGAGGCUGGGUCAGCUGGGUGAGGGGAGGGAGGGAGGAGGCGGUGAGAUGGUGCUCCCCCUCCCUCGCUGCUCUUGUCACAGCGUUCUGUCCUCGGGGACGGGGGGGCCCGGCGAGGACCCGAGUGAGACCAGCGAUGCCCUGCUGGUUCUGGAAGGUCUGGGUUCUGAAGAGGUGGGAAGGUUGGGGGAGGGAGGGGACCAGGAUGUAGUGGACAUGGGGGACGCUGAGAAAGGGGAGAGGGUGGGGGGAGUCAGUGGGGGGGCGGGAGCGGUGUUCUCCAGCGGGACUCUGAGUGGUCUGAUGCGGCAGGUCCACAGACUGGCGGAGGAGGCCGGGGUCUGCACCGACCAGAACUGCCGGUCCUCACUGGCGGUCCUCGGUGCCGCGGUGUCCCUCCCCCCCGUCGUCAGCGGCACCAGCCCCUGCCCGUACCCCCCGGCCCCUCAGGCUGCAGCGACCCCUUGCAGUCUCCAGCUGUCCCCCGACCCUCUCCCGUCCUCCACCCCCGACCCGAGUCCCCGUGCCCCGCACCAGCACCAGUCCCGCUCCCAGCCCCAGAGCCGGGCCACCACCCCCAAACUUGGCGUGGCCUCUGGAGGAGCCGGCCGGUGCGCCUCCCCCUUGGUGGUCCUCGAGGGGGAGGCGGGAGGGGGGAGGGAGGGGGAGAAGACGACGCCGCGAGGGAAGUCGAGGAAGGCCGGGUCCCUGAAGGUCCGGCUCAGCAAGCUGUUCAGAACCAAGAGUUCCAGCGGGGGGUCGGGGGGGCUGCUGGACAAGAGGCCGUCCCUGGCGUCGUCCACCUCGUCCGGGGGGAGUCUGCUGGACGUGUGGGGGUCCACCUGCAGCAACACGGACCAGGACAGCAGCAGGCUGCAGGUGUCCAGACCUCACAGUGCCUUCUCUCCGGUGCCCUUCACUCCUGCUUUCACCGGUGAGACGGUGUCUCUGGUUGAUGUGGAUAUUUCUCGGAGGGGGGGGAACUCUAUUCACCCCCCGACCCCUCCCCCCCCGCCCAGACGGAGCCUCAGCCUGCUCGAUGAUUUCGGGGUUCCUCCCCAGCAGCAGGGUCCCUUCAUGGAGCGCAGCGUGGGGGCCUCCAUGCAGUCCCUGCCCCCCCGGCCGCUGGUCCUGCCCACCUCCCUCAGCACCAUCCAGCACAGCCUGAGCCUCAACGACACCUUCUUGCGAGGAUUACCGAGGCCGGUCCCUCUGCGUCCCGACGGGCAGCACCCCCCGCCCCGACUUGUCCCCCGCUGCCCCCUUGGGCGACCUGACGCCGGCAGCUUCGCCACCAGCCUCAGAGAGCUGGAGAAGUGUGGUUGGUACUGGGGCCCGAUGAACUGGGAGGAUGCUGAGAUGAAGCUGAAGGGGAAACCGGACGGGUCGUUUCUGGUCCGGGACAGUUCUGACCCGCGGUACAUUCUGAGUCUGAGCUUCAGGUCGCAGGGGGUCACACACCACACACGCAUGGAGCACUACAGAGGUACGUUCAGCCUCUGGUGUCACCCUAAGUUUGAGGAUCGCUGUCACUCUGUGGUGGAGUUCAUUGAACGAGCUAUCAUGCACUCCAAGAACGGGAAGUUCCUCUACUUCCUGCGCUCCAGAGUCCCCGGUCUGCCCCCGACCCCGGUCCAGCUCCUGUACCCGGUCUCCAGGUUCAGCAGCGUUAAAUCUCUGCAGCAUCUCUGUCGCUUCUGCAUCAGACAGCUGGUCCGAAUAGACCACAUCCAGGAGCUGCCGCUGCCCACGCCUCUGAUCUCCUACCUGAGGAAGUUUUAUUACUACGACCCCGAGGAGGAGAUCCACCCGUCCCUGAAGGAGAGGGGGCCGGAGCCCAGCAGCCAGCCGGGGGUCCAGCCUCAAACGUAGCACUGGAGCCUGAGAGGACAACUUAUUUUCUUUUCUCAGUUUUUUUCUUCGUUUCUUUUGGACACUCGGUCGCUGAAGGACGUUCAAACACUCAAACUGGACUCAGCCAAUCAGCUCCCUGCGCUCAGUCCUGAAUCCGGGCGGGUUUCAGAUGAUCCACCUUCCUCCGAGCACUCUGAUUGGCUUGGGGGAGGUACAUGGGGAUGUGGAGACUCCGCCUCUCUUUUGAUGUCAUCACUGAGCAGCCGGACUAAGGGAAACGUGACAUGGCGGUUAGCGUCCUCGCUAACCGCCAUGUUAGCGGGGACACGUCGUGUCGCCUCUGGGAUCCUUCAACUUCCAGCUGAACAUUUUCACUUCAGAUGUCUUUAUACUCAGUUUAAUCUACAGGACGACCAACUCAAACUCUUACUGGAGCUUUCAACCGUGCUAACAAAACCUACCAGGAGGAAGUUUAUUCGCUCGCACAGGUGAAGUGAACGAGCUCGGAGGCGGCGUCAUUGUUAAACCUGAAGGCCGGAUCGCACCGGAGAGCAGCAGCCACACGUCUUUGAGAAGUUGGCGCUGCUAGUUAGAACUACUGUAGCUGGAGAGCUAACGUGCUAGCCAGCUGGGAAGAUGUUAGCGGCUCCAGAAGUGUGUUAGCUCGGUGGCUAACGUGAUGCUAAGUGUAUUAAGCGUGAGGUCAUAGUUAUCCAAGGAAGACGUUUCGUCCCUCAUCCGGGAGGAAGCCGCUGAGAUGAAGGACAAAACGUCUUCGAGUAUCUUCAACCAGGUCCAGCUGCUGUUGUUGUUUUCUUCCAUGUUGGACUCUCCGGCUCUCCGUCCAAUCAGAGUUCGGCGCUCUGUCAGGACAGCUUGUUAUUGGUCUCUGAGUUGGGCCGGACACAAAGCCUGCGAGCGCGUUUCCUUCCCCUCUGCGAGUGAAUACACUGAUUUUGGGAUUGAAACGCUGGCGAUGAGGUCUGACCUUCAACCGGACUAAUCUAAUCUGCUCCACGUCAGCUCCCAGAGAACCCUGGGUAAAAACACGCCUGGUUAUUCUGGUUGUACGCAGCAGGAUGUGGGCUGAACCACGCUGGUGAUUUUUCACAAAGCCAUGCUGUUCCGUGGCAGAGCUGCCUGGGGCUGAACGAUCUAGAUUGAGAUUAAUUUGACUGAAAUUAUGAUUUAAUCUAAAUUUGAUAGAAAAACUGAUGGCAGUGAGAUUCUUGAGGUGAUUGGUACCAAACAGAUGUUUUCUUAACUCUGUAGAAUAUGAUGUGCAGCCCAGCACGUCUCUGCAACAAUACUCGACAACAUUUGGAUUAACCUGUUCGGCCCUACAGCUCCCUGAAUCUAAUGGUCUCCCAGCUGAAAACUCAAAAUCCCUGGGAGCCAUUUUCAGAUUUAGCAACUUCAGAAAGUGCUGUUGGACUCCAGAGUGUUGGAUCUCACCUCCAGGUCCAUUUAGUGGCAGUUCUGGAGCUUUCCAAUGGGUCAAACCAUCUUCCUCGGCAGACAGAGCUGCCUGGUUAAACUCACCCACACACCGACACCGAUGGCAGCGAGCUGCUGGCUGCUGGACCGCCAUCGGGGGCAGGUUGGGGAUCAGAGUCCUGACCGAGGACAUGUGGACCUGAGGAGCCGGGGAUCGAACCCCCAACCCAAAGUAGUCGUGGGCCUGUAGAUUCUUUUCUGAGCACUUUAAGGACUUUGGCUUGAAAGCUGAGAUUGGGAACAGCAGGUAAACACCAAGUAAUCUCACCACGAGGUCCGUUUAGUAGCUGCUCUGCUCUAACAACAAGUCUUUGGAUGAAACUCCCUGCAGCUUGAUGUUAAACCUCGAGAUCGUCCUUAGGGCUGGGCCAAAAAUGUUGUCACGAUAAAAACAUUUCACAUCUUUUGACAUCGGUAAUUAUCACGAUAAAUGUCAAGUCUUUAUUCCUUUCAAGUUUAAAGGCUGAUUUUUGCUCCUGACUGAGAAUUGAAGAAAC
This is a messenger RNA of Micropterus dolomieu (smallmouth bass), 5126 nucleotides long. Its product is annotated as suppressor of cytokine signaling 7-like. Gene Ontology annotation, molecular function: 1-phosphatidylinositol-3-kinase regulator activity. The transcript has 10 exons. Gene Ontology annotation, cellular component: phosphatidylinositol 3-kinase complex. Gene Ontology annotation, biological process: phosphatidylinositol phosphate biosynthetic process; intracellular signal transduction. The record is from RefSeq and is a predicted model, not a curated record. NCBI's taxonomy places the organism in Eukaryota, Metazoa, Chordata, Actinopteri, Centrarchiformes, Centrarchidae. The coding region runs from base 418 to 3150 and encodes 910 amino acids.